Molecule: messenger RNA, 2673 nt
Organism: Alternaria conjuncta
Lineage: Eukaryota; Fungi; Ascomycota; Dothideomycetes; Pleosporales; Pleosporaceae
Exons: 5
Coding region: 1-2673 (890 amino acids)
Biological process (GO): nitrate assimilation; nitric oxide biosynthetic process
Molecular function (GO): molybdopterin cofactor binding; heme binding; molybdenum ion binding
Source: RefSeq, a predicted model, not a curated record
AUGAGCGUGGCAACCCAAAACCCGGCGGGAGUGCCCGUCCCUCCUGCCCAUGAACAUCAACCACAGCCACAUGCCGCGUCGAAAUCGAUACAAUUGCCGCCAUCACCACCAGAGACCGUGAACGGUGACGACACCAAGUCUACCACGUCGACAUCAGAAGCAGACUUUCCGCUUCCACCACCAGCGAAUACUCCACCACAAGUUCUGGACGUUGAUAAACCCACCCCGGACGCGCAUGUACCAAGAGACCCCAGACUAAUCCGGCUAACGGGUGUUCAUCCUUUCAAUACGGAAGCACCGUUAACGGACUUGUUCAACGAGGGUUUCUUGACUAGCCCAGAGUUGUUCUAUGUGCGAAACCAUGGCCCAGUGCCUGAUGUACAGGAUGCAGAGUGUCUUGAUUGGGAGUUCUCGGUUGAAGGUCUAGUAGCCAACCCUCUCAAGAUCACGUUGCGACAGUUGCUUGAAGAAUACGAAAACGUCACAUAUCCCGUAACUCUGGUCUGCGCCGGUAAUAGGCGGAAAGAGCAAAACGUCGUGAGGAAGAGCAAAGGAUUUUCUUGGGGCCCAGCCGGCGUUUCAACAGCGCUAUUCACUGGUGUAGUCAUGAAAGACAUCAUCGAGCGAGCGAAGCCUCUACGGAAAGCGAAGUACGUGUGCAUGGAAGGUGCUGACAAACUUCCCAACGGAUACUACGGCACAUCAGUGAAACUCAACUGGGUCAUGGACCCAAACCGGGGCAUCAUGUUGGCGCACAAGAUGAAUGGCGAAAUGCUGAGGCCCGAUCACGGCAAGCCUUUAAGAGCCGUGAUACCGGGACAGAUCGGUGGCCGAAGCGUGAAGUGGUUGAAGAAGUUGAUCGUUACGGCUGAGCCAAGCGACAACUGGUACCACAUUUACGACAACCGAGUGCUACCUACCACUGUCGACCCAGAUGAGGCAGCCAAGAACGCGAAAUGGUGGAUGGACGAUCGCUACGCCAUCUAUGAUCUCUCACCCAACUCGGCUAUUGCAUGUCCCGCCCACGAAGAGAAGCUGGCCUUAUCUUCAAGUCCCGAAUCGUACAACGUCCGGGGUUACGCCUACAGUGGUGGUGGACGACGUGUGACAAGAUGCGAACUAUCGCUCGACAAGGGAAAGACAUGGCGACUUGCGAAGAUCGAUUACGCAGAAGACAAGUACCGGGCCUUUGAAGACCGACAACUAUACGGCGCAAGAUUGGACAUGGACUGGCGCGAAACGAGCUUCUGCUGGUGCUUCUGGAAUCUGGAGAUUAGCACUGCCGAGCUGAAAGAGGCGGAUGAUAUCGUGGUGCGGGUGAUGGACGAAGCGAUGUGCGUUCAGCCAAGAGAUAUGUACUGGAGUGUGUUGGGCAUGAUGAACAACCCAUGGUUCCGCAUAGUUAUUCACAAGGAAGACGACGUACUCCGAUUUGAGCAUCCGACGCAACCCGCGUUGAUGCCUGGUGGCUGGAUGGAGCGUGUCAAGAAGGCUGGUGGAAAUCUCACGAACGGAUACUGGGGCGAGAAGAUAGGAGGUGAAGAGCCAGAACAUGCUGCCAUCGAGGAGGUGAAAGAGAUCAAAAUGACGAAAGAUGGGGUUGACAAGGUCAUCGAGAUCGAUGAGCUGCGGCAACACGACAAGGCUGAGAACCCAUGGUUCGUGGUCAACAGCGAAGUUUACGAUGGCACUGCUUUCCUGGAAGGCCACCCGGGCGGUGCGCAGAGCAUCAUAAGCGCAGCGGCCCAGGACGCUACAGAUGAGUUCAUGGCGAUUCACAGCGAAACAGCCAAAGCUAUGAUGCCAGACUACCACAUCGGCACCCUCUCAGAAGCCUCCCGCAAACUCCUUUCAGAACCCGAACACAUCCCCGAAUCCACCACCCCUCGCCCCAUCUUCCUCGACUCCCGCAACUGGCGCAAAACACUCCUCCAUUCCAAGACAAAAGUCUCCUGGGACACACGCAUCUUCCGCUUCAAGCUCGACCAUCCGGAUCAAGCGCUCGGCCUACCCACCGGCCAACACCUCAUGAUCCGUCUCCGCGAUCCCGUCACUCGCGAAGCCAUAAUUCGGUCCUACACACCCAUAAGCCAAACCACGCAAACCGGCUACUGCGACGUCCUCAUCAAAGUCUACGCCGACACACCCCACCGCGCCGGCGGCAAAAUGACAAAAGCCCUCGACUCCAUCCCCACAGGCCACUGGGUCGAUUUCAAAGGCCCCAUCGGCAAAUUCGAGUACCUAGGCCGCGGUCUCUGUGCCGUCAACGGCAAGGAGCGGAGAGUGAAGCGUUUCUUCAUGAUCUGCGGCGGCAGUGGCAUCACGCCCAUCUUCCAGGUCUUACGCGCUGUCAUGCAGGACAGAGAGGAUGAGACGCAUUGCACUGUUCUCAACGGCAACCGGCUGGUAGAAGAUAUACUGUGCAGAGAGGAUUUGGAUGCUUUUGCCAAGGACAACACGGAGAGGUGUAAGUUGUUGUAUACGUUGACUCAAGGACCGGAGGAUUGGCAGGGGUUGAGGGGCCGGAUUGGCAAGGAGUUGUUGGGUGAGCAUUGUGUUAGGGAUGGAGGGGAGAGUUUGGUGCUGAUUUGUGGACCGGAGGCGCUGGAGAAGGCGGCGCAUGAGGCGUUGAAUGAGCAGGGUUGGAAGGACGAGGAGUUGAUGUUCUUCUAG